Messenger RNA from Etheostoma cragini (Arkansas darter), 1861 nucleotides. It is a transcript of the gene mlc1, whose product is annotated as modulator of VRAC current 1. Gene Ontology annotation, biological process: regulation of response to osmotic stress. The coding region runs from base 357 to 1577 and encodes 406 amino acids. Gene Ontology annotation, cellular component: plasma membrane; endoplasmic reticulum; cytoplasmic vesicle. The record is from RefSeq and is a predicted model, not a curated record. The transcript is spliced from 12 exons. NCBI's taxonomy places the organism in Eukaryota, Metazoa, Chordata, Actinopteri, Perciformes, Percidae.
GGCGUUCUCUCUUUGGCACAAAGUAGGCUGGCUGCACAAGAGACAUGUGUUUAAGCUACACGCUUUGAAGGGCUCAAAAAUCUUUUCAGAACUGUUUCUGAGAAAUGUUGUGUAAAGACAGAGAGAGAGAGAGAGAGAGCAAGAAAAAAGAGGGGGAGAGUGCAGUGGGAGGGAAAGAGAUGGGGAGCAGAAAGAGCUACAGACAAAAACAAGCCGUCUUCCAUGUGGUGAUUUGAUUUCAGUUGUUGAAGGAAUACUUUUGUUGGACAAUACUUCUGCAAGAGACUCGACAGCAGUGGCUGUGAUCCUCACUUGGUGUCCCAUCCCAUAUUUGCAACUAGCCACAAGCUCUUCUAAUGAUGCAGUGCGACGAGCUCUCAGCCAGAGAGGAGUUCACCUACAGCCACAUGCCCAUUCUGGAGAGGGGCGAUGGGACGCUGGGGCGACGAGGCGAUAGGGGAACAGAGAGAAGGCCAGACAGGGGGGAGCGGUAUGGGCCCGAGCGGGACAGCUACACAGUGGACGUGAGGGCCAGUGACCUGCAGCUGGCCCAGCCGGAGCCUCUAAAGCACCCCUGCUUCAGCUACAGGGCCUGGCUCUACAGUGUCCUCAUUGGGGGCAGUCUACUCAUCACAUCUGGGUUUUCUCUGUACUUGGGCAAUGUGUUUCCUUUUGCAAUGGACUACUUACGCUGUGCUGCAGGCGCUGGCCUCCCAGCAGCGAUCGCCAGUUUUGCCAUUGCCAAGAACCAACAUGUUGCAGUGUCAGACUUCCAGGUGGUUUAUGUGUCAACCUUUGCUGUGACGACCACCUGCCUGGUCUGGUUUGGAUGCAAACUGGUCCUUAACCCGUCUGCUGUCAAUAUCAACUUUAACCUCAUUCUGAUGAUUCUGCUGGAGGUGUUAAUGGCCAGCACUGUCAUCCUGUCAGCCCGCUCAGCAGAAGACUGUUGCUGCCACAGUAAGACGGUGACAUACGACAGAUCUGUGGUUCUAAAGCCUGCAGUGUUUCCCACUCGACUCCUUAAAGCGUAUUCAGUCAUUGAAGUCAUUGUGGGAAUUUCUGCUGUAUUUGGAGGAAUAAUUGCACUCAAUAUGGAUGCUUUACUACCUGGCCCCUACUUGUCAGUCACAUUUUUCUGGAUUCUUGUGGCUUGUUUCCCGAGUGCUAUUGCCAGUCAUGUUGUGUCAGAAUACCCCAACAAAUGUCUGGUGGAGGUGCUGAUUGCCAUCAGCAGCGUGACAUCUCCCUUGCUCUUUUCAGCCUCUGGCUUCCUCUCUUGUAGUGUGAUCAGCUUCACUGAAAUUUUUCUACAUGAUGUGCCUACAUCCAAGCAAUCCUACGACAUCCUGCUGCUGAUUCUGAUGGUGCUGCUGCUGGUGCAGGCAGUUCUAACUUCAGCCACUGUGGUGCACUGUGCCUCCUACAAGAGUCAGCUCCGCAUGGGAGCUCCAGAGUUUGACCACAGCAUGCACACCCCAACUCAUUACUGUGAGCAGCAAGCGUCCAAUGGAACGCUGCAGGAUUUUGACAAAGACAGAGCCUGGAAAGCAGUUGUAGUCCAAAUGGCCCAAUAAACUGUCCUGGAGUUCACAGAGAAGUUCGAUAAGAAGAUGAAAGAAGGAGGACCAAACAAUGCUGAAAGAAAAAAGAAGAUGCCUUCUGAGAUGAAAAGAGAGAUUUAGGAGAAAAGGGAGAAGGAAAAACUGAAAGAAAAAAAUCACAGGGAGAGAAUUUUUUGUUAAGAAUACACAGCAGAUAAUUCAAUUUUUAAGAUAUUUUGGUAAUGCUUUGAACAUUUUGCUGUGUUUUCUAUUCUUUUUAUAUAUAACUGUUGCCUGCUUAGUGACAAUUAUUUAAC